UCAAUUUAUCUUGAACUUGAUCAGACUUUCAGUGCUCUACCUUUUCAUUCAGACCCACAACCAUUCCACGGAUCCUUGAAAAUUUUUGGCGUUGGCAAAACUGGGGUUUUCUGUAUUGUCUUUCAAAUCCUGUUCGUUUGUGCAUGAUGGCUUAUGGAGAUAGGGUAGUAAUUCCAUGCUGAAACAUUGGGUCUCUGUCCGUUUCUAUAACUUGCUUCUGUGAAUAUGGAGGAAUAUGUUACAGUUUUUUUUGCAGGCUGACCUUUUGUAGGGAUAUGUUAGUUCUGCUCGCACUCCUUAAUUGAUGCUUAGGUUUCUUUUCGAAGAUGGGUGAUAUCAAGGCGAACCUCAUAUCUGCAUUUGCAAUAGUGAAACUCAAAGCCUGGACUGCAGAACUAAUUGCAAGUUUCCAGUUGGCAUUUUGUGGAGUAACAAGGUCUUUGUGAAAGACGAUGUCUCUUCUCAGUAAAGACAUUGACUCAGCAUUCGAGGGUGCAGGAUCAAAGGCGGGUUUAGAGAUCUGGUGUAUCGAGAACCUUCGGCUUGUUCGCGUCCCAAAAUCUUCUCAUGGAAAGUUUUAUGCUGGAAAUGCAUAUGUAGUUUUGAAUACAAUUUUGCGCAAAAAUGGCCCUCCUCAGCACGACGUGCAUUAUUGGCUGGGAAAUGAUACAAAGGAGGUAGACUUAGCGAUGGCAUCUGACAAGGCACUCGAAUUGGAUGCUUCUCUUGGGUCCUGCACUGUCCAAUAUAAGGAGCUUCAAGGCCUGGAAACGGAAAAGUUUUUGUCAUACUUCAAACCUUGUAUUAUACCUCUUGAAGGAGCAUACUCUUCGCAAGAAGCGCACUUAAACGGUGAUACAUACAAAGUUAGCUUGUUAACUUGCAAGGGAGACCAUGUUGUUCACAUUAAAGAAGUGCCUUUUUCUAGGUCAUCUUUGAACCAUGAUAAUGUAUUCAUUCUUGACACUGCAUCAAAAGUUUUCCUCUUCAGCGGGUGCAACUCUACCAUACAAGAAAGGGCUAAAGGUUUGGAGGUUGUUCAGUAUAUCAAAGAGAAUAAGCAUGGCGGAAAAUGUGAGGUGGCGACUGUAGAGGAUGGAAAGUUUGUCGGUGAUUCUGAUGUGGGUGAAUUCUGGAGUUUAUUUGGUGGUUUUGCUCCCAUUCCUCGGGAUUCUCCUUCUUCUUUCCAGAAACAGUCUGAUACUCCUUCUGUGAAACUAUCAUGGAUAACCAUACAGGGCAAACUAUGUCAAACUGGAACAGAUUCAUUGCAUAAGAAAAUGCUUGAGACGGACAAGUGCUACUUGUUGGACUGUGGUGCUGAGGUUUUUGUUUGGAUGGGAAGACACAGUUCGAUUUCAGAACGGAAGAUAUCAAUCUCAGCAGCAGAGGGUUUCCUCAGAGAUCAGAACAGGUCAACUGGGACCCAUUUAACCUUUCUAACUGAAGGAUUAGAAAGUUCCAUAUUUAGGUCAUACUUUGAUGAUUGGCCUCAAAAAGUGGAACCCAAGCUAUAUGAAGAAGGUCGAGGGAAAGUAGCAGCAAUAUUCAAGCAACAGGGUUAUGAUGUGAAAGAACUUCCUGAAGAAGACUGCGAGCCUUUUAUAAAUUGCAGAGGCACACUAAAAGUUUGGAGGGUAAAUGGUGAUGAGUUAUCCCUUCUUCCAGUUCCAGAACAGACAAAACUCUUCAGUGGGGAUUGCUAUAUAGUGCAGUUUACGUAUGCUGGAAACGAUAGGGAUGAGAAUCUGUUUUUUGCAUGGCUUGGUUGCAGCAGUGUAAUGGAAGAUAGAAAGGCCACCAUCUCCCAUAUGAAUGCAAUUGCUGAUUCAACCAAGGGGGAUCCAGUUUUGGCUCAAGUGGUUGGAGAUAAUGAGCCAGUUCAAUUUUUCUCGAUUAUCCAGAAAUUGAUCAUUUUCAAGGGAGGGAUGAGUAAAGGGUACAAGAAAUUUAUCGCAGAGAAUGGUUUGACGGAUGAAACUUAUGGUGGAAACAAAACAGCUCUUUUCCGAGUUCAAGGGACAAGUCCACACAAUAUGCAAGCCAUCCAACUUGAUCCACUGUUGCAGGUUUCAAGCUCGCUGAACUCAUCCUAUGGUUACAUUCUGCAAACUGAAACAUUUAUCUUCACUUGGAUUGGGAAUCUCUCUUCGACCCAAGACCAUGAUAUCCUUGACAGAAUGCUGGAGCUGAUAGAUCCGACAUGGCAACCCACUUCUGUGAGGGAAGGGAGUGAACCUGAUAUUUUCUGGAAUGCACUUGGUGGGAAGGCAGAGUAUCCAAGGGAAAAAGAGAUGAAAGGAUACACAGAAGAUCCACAUCUAUUUGUGGUGAACGUCAGUGAAGAUGAAUUCAAGGUGAAAGAGAUAUACAAUUUUUCACAGGAUGAUUUAACUACUGAAGACGUAUUAGUACUGGACUGUCACAGAGAAAUAUACGUCUGGAUUGGAUGCCACUCAAAUAUUAUAUCAAAGCAACAAGCUCUUACUCUUGGUCUGAAGUUUCUUGAGAUGGACAUUCUCGUUGAAGGGCUAUCUCUGGAGACCCCUAUCUUUAUUGUCACGGAAGGGCAUGAGCCACCGUUUUUCACUCACUUCUUUGAAUGGGAUUCCUCAAAGGCAAAUAUGCGUGGGAACUCAUUUGAGCGGAAGCUUGCUCUUCUGAAGGGAAAACCACAGAAUUUAGAAGUAUCUAGAAGAAACUCAUGGAAGGCAUACUCCAGGGAGACUACACCAGAUAGUUCGAGAAGCCAGUCCGUGAUUUCCAAUGGACAGGGAAGCAGUGCAUCUCCUGCAACAAGGGUUUCAGGCUCAAAUUCGAUGUCUUCAAGCAAUCAUCUGUUUUCUAGACCAGCCCCAAUUGCCCGGAAGCUCUUUUCAGGAUCUUCUCUUCACGGUUCUCCAGAAGCAGAGCAAAGGUCACCUUCUCAGAGUGCGAGUUACAUCCAAGUUGAUGGAAGUGGGGAUUGUGUAAAUUUCUUGAUAUAUCCAUAUGAACGGUUGAAAGUGAUGUCUAAUGACCCGGUAGCAGACAUAAAUGUGACCAAAAGAGAGGCAUAUUUAUCAGACGAAGAGUUUCAAGGCAAAUUUGGAAUGACAAAAGGAGCUUUCUACGAGCUUCCUAAAUGGAGACAAAACAAGCUCAAGAUGUCUCUUAAUCUAUUUUAGGCAUGCUAUGUUGAGACUAGAACAAGAUGCUGAUUGGACCAUGGGAAUUUUACAAACCCAAAGUUCAAUGAAUGCCUUACUUUAUGUCCGAUGUAAGCUUGAAUCCCCGUUCUGCUGAGAAAUCCAUGAUUGUAGUAUUUGCUCACUCUCUCAUUCUCUUGUCAUUUUUUUUUACAGUUAUUCUAUUAUCAAGUCGGUAUCUAGAACAC
Molecule: messenger RNA, 3376 nt
Organism: Juglans regia (Persian walnut)
Lineage: Eukaryota; Viridiplantae; Streptophyta; Magnoliopsida; Fagales; Juglandaceae
Product: villin-1
Exons: 23
Coding region: 453-3167 (904 amino acids)
Biological process (GO): cytoskeleton organization
Molecular function (GO): actin filament binding
Source: RefSeq, a predicted model, not a curated record